Molecule: messenger RNA, 1397 nt
Organism: Pieris rapae (cabbage white)
Lineage: Eukaryota; Metazoa; Arthropoda; Insecta; Lepidoptera; Pieridae
Product: gelsolin-like
Biological process (GO): barbed-end actin filament capping; actin polymerization or depolymerization; actin filament severing
Cellular component (GO): actin cytoskeleton; cytoplasm
Molecular function (GO): actin filament binding; phosphatidylinositol-4,5-bisphosphate binding
Source: RefSeq, a predicted model, not a curated record
CAGGAUGCAAGAGAAAAAGCCAGAGUACACCCAGCCUUUGCCAACGCAGGCCAACGAGCUGGUGUUGAAGUGUGGAGAAUCAAUAACUUCGAACCAACUGUCGUCUCUCAGAAUGAUUUCGGAAAGUUCUACAAGGGCGAUUCAUACAUCAUUUUGAAGACUACAGCAGAUAAGAAAAACAAUUUAUCGUGGGAUAUCCACUACUGGAUCGGGAGCCAGGCGACUCAAGACGAAUUUGGUGCUGCUGCCAUCUUGACUGUUGGUUUGGAUGACAAGUUCGACGGGAAGGCUGUGCAGCACAGAGAACCUAUGGGUCAGGAGAGUCAACAGUUCAAGGCAUAUUUCCCAACUGGACUACGUUACUUGGAUGGCGGCAACCCAUCAGGCUUUAACCAUAUUGUCACGAAUGCCGGGUCGGAAAAGAAAAUGUAUCAAGUCAAAGGAAAAAGAAAUGUUCGCGUGCGGCAGGUAGACCCACUAUUCUCGUCCAUGAACAAGGGAGAUUGCUUCAUUCUGGAGAAAGACAAUGAUAUAUUGGUGUUUGUCGGCGAUAAAGCUAAAAAUGUGGAGAAACUGAAGGCUAUAUCCAUGGCCAACCAGAUCAGGGACGAGGAUCACCAUGGAAGAGGAAAAUCUGACAUUAUCGACAAAUUCUCAAGUGAAGUGGAUGUUCAAAAGUUUUUCACAACCCAUGGUAAGGAUCUCGUGCCAGAGGAAAGCGCUGGUGGCGACGAUCAGGCUUUUGAAAAGAACGAAGAAAACAUAGCGACGCUCUCGGAAGUGUCUGACAGCACGGGCUCUGUCAAAGUCAAAGCAUUACAGAAGCCAUACACACAGGCACAAUUAAAAUCACAGGAGACAUAUAUAUUGGAUACAGUGAGCGGCAGUAUUUACGUUUGGCUCGGAAAGCAGGCUUCACCCAAGGAAAAAACAGAAGUUAUGACAAGAGCUCAACAGUUGUUGACUUCGAAGAACUAUCCAUCAUGGGUACAAGUGGUAAAAAUUCCUCAAGGCACGGAACCAGCUAUUUUCAAGCAAUACUUCACCACUUGGCGUGAUGCUGGAAUGUCGCAUUCACGUUUAGUGCGUUCAGUCGGUCUGUAAAAAGCACGACUUUUAAUCUCGAUAUUUUAGUGCAUUUCUAUGAUUAGGGACCGGAUGAGUGCAGGUAAAACGGUAAGUAGGCGGAUUUAUAUUUAACUAAUUGCAUUGUGGUUAUUGCAGGAGAAAUCUGAAGCUAUGAAGAAAGCCGAACCGUACUUGCAGGUUAACAAUUAUCCGUCUUGGGUACACAUUUCCAAGGUGGUUGAGGGAAUAGAGCCUACGGCAUUUAAGCAAUACUUUGAAGACUGGAAUUAACUUAGGAAUACAACUAAUAUAGAAUUACACUAAAAUUA